AUAGGUCCGAGAUUUCAGUAUGAGGGCGCUGUAUGCACCUUUGCAUUUGAAUCACUGUGUUACUCAUCUAAUAUAUAGUCAUCAUGAGUCUUUAGUCGGAAGCCGUCAGCUGUUGUGUCAAGUGAACUUCCUUAACCAACAAAAUAAGUGAAACUUAUCGGUAAUACAACGUACCAGUAGUGACCAUAAUAGUGAAACUAUUAUUAGUAAUCGAAGGUGUAAUAAGUUUGAAAGUAUUGGUUAAUAGGAAGGAGAUUUCGAAAUACCGAUUACUUAUGCGUCUCAUGAACGCGGAGAAAUCGUAAUUGAUGACAACUGUCUUGAUGGACUGCAUAAUUCCUUUUUAGUGAAAGUAGAAAAUAUUGAGUCAUCCUAAUUUUGCGAGAAAAAUAAUGAAACUGUAGUGACCCAUAAUACCACUCACAAUGUUCAAAGAAAAUGAUAGCAGUUCAGGAGGCUGCAGUGGUACAGCUCCUCGACCACGGAGAAUAUUACCAAGAUUUUCCUUACGUCGGUUAUUAUACUCAAGUCCACUUAUUGGACGUCGAAUUGUGAGGACACCUAGUUCCAGCAAUAGGAAUGCUAAAACUAAAGAACCAGCUGGCAGUCGAAUUAUAGAUGUUGAGAAAGGAGAAGCCAGAGUAAGUAACGGUUCGAGCCAUUUUCAGUUUCAGAACAUAGAUCUACAACGUGCUUCCAGUAAAGGCUCUGUACUUUCUUCUGCCGGAAAGAGCAAUGAAAAUGGUUUAAUGGAAUGUCCUUUAUGCUUGGCUGAACUACCUGUGGAAUUUUUUCCUGUGGUUCAGUCAUGUCAUCAUCGUAGUUGCUAUGACUGUUUUCAACAAUAUCUGAAGGUUGAAAUUUCAGAAUCUAGAGUUAACAUAGCAUGUCCUGAAUGUUCAGAGCCAUUACAUCCGAACGACAUUCGAAUGAUUUUAAACGAUCAAACGCAGUUGGAAAAAUAUGAAGAUUUUAUGGUACGAAGAGUUCUUGCCGUAGAGCCUGAUGCUAGAUGGUGUCCUGCACCAGAUUGUAGUUUUGCAGUUAUUGCUAGUGGUUGUGCUUCAUGUCCGAAAUUACGUUGCGAGCGACCAGGAUGUGAUUUUUAUUUCUGUUACCACUGUAAAGCACGAUGGCAUCCUAAUCAAACAUGCGAUGCAGCUAGAGCACAACGUACUCAGUACUAUGAACGUAGUUCUUCUCUAAGUUUUAGUCAAAGCGAUUCACAGCACAGAGACGAUAUUAAACCAUGCCCGAGCUGUCAGGUUCUUAUAGUUAAAAUGGACGACGGUAGUUGCAAUCACAUGAAUUGUUCUGUGUGCGGUGCUGAAUUCUGCUGGUUGUGCAUGAAAGAAAUCACUGAUCUUCAUUACUUAAGCCCUUCUGGCUGCACGUUUUGGGGUAAAAAGCCGUGGUCCAGAAAAAAGAAGAUACUGUGGCAGCUUGGAACUUUAGUCGGAGCCCCUGUUGGAAUUGGCCUUGCUGCUGGUAUAGCUGUACCUGCUAUGAUUAUAGGAAUACCAGUGUGGGUGGGAAAAGAACUGUACACGAGGUACGAAAAAGCCAACAAGCACAAGAGGAAUGCCUUCGUUGUAGGAGGAGUAACUGCAUCCAUCUUGGUGUCCCCGAUAUUAGCAGGAUUAGCCGUGGGUAUUGGUGUACCCAUUUUGCUGUUCUACGUGUACGGCGUGGUCCCCGUUUCCCUUUGUCGAAAUGGAGGCUGUGGUGUCUCCACAAAUGGCACGGAAGUUCGAGUUGACUUCGACGACGAAAACGAAUUAAUGGGUUCAUUGGGUGCGCGCAACGGUGGAGACGCAGCAUCGAUAGAUGUGGCGAGUCACCGUGGCGGUAAUCCUUCGAUAGGAGAGGCUUCGCUUUCGUUGGGUAGCGGAAGUCAGUUGGAGAAACUGGGUGGGGAGAAUGAUCGUGAGAGUGCCAGUAACGUAGCCCUUGCUGGUACCAGUAUCGCGGGAAGUAUAGUCCUUCCGGGAGGCAGGAGGUUGGAAGUUCAAGCGGACGUGACGUCUACCCAACGAUUUAGCUUGUGCAGCGAAACUGCGUCUGCUGCGACCAGUUUAUCAGAGAAGUCUGUAAACGCGUCUAUUGCUUUGGACGAUGGCGCAGCUUCCACGAGAGCUUUGGCAGGCUCUGUUCUCAAUUUCAAGAUGGAUGGCAGUUCAAUCAGUGGCGGAAGAAGUACGGAAGGAGAGCAGGCAACAAAUUCCGUCGCUGGCGGUCACAUGGAUUCGGCUGGACAAGCUACAUCUUUGAGCUCGCUCGAGGAGGUGGCGCCUGGUUUAGCAAAAAGAGCUCGUCGCAAACCGACCUUAGACCGUCAGUGCAGCGAUUCAAGUAAUUGGACUGUCUGCGGAGAAGACGGAGGUUCUGAACGCGUCAGGUUCGAUGAUCACGUUAGUUUCAUCGAGGCUGAUCAGGAGGGGGUUGUCAGCACGUGUGGAGUGAACAACCGGAACACCGGAAGACGUAAGCGCAAUAAGGAAUCGGAACCAGAAACGGAAGUUCAGAAGACUGCGAAAAAUUGUAAUGGUGACUCAAAGGCUGACUCAUCGACAGAGGAUAACGUCUCACGAGAACGGGUUAAUGUCGCCACUUUGAGGAACGUCUUCUUCCAUAGCUCUACGGCAUCCACUGAUCGCGAGAAACGACUGUCGGUAAUAGAAGAGCCGUUUCCAGCAGGAGCACAAAAUAAUAACGCUCGUUUCAUGACACCUUCUAAUGACGGAUGCAGUACUAUUAAUGCAGAUGAAGAUUCAAGCUCUUAAGAAAAUAAAAAAAGACUGAGUAUUUAUGUAAUAAUAUACAUGCGUCCUUUAAAUACGAGACAUGUAAAUGCGUAUUUACAUAUAUGUGUAUAUAUGUAUUUAAGUGUACACCAUGGGCGUGAAAAACGCUGAACUUACUGGUAUUUAUGCACCGUGUAUAAACAUACUAUGAAUGUAAUGGAGGUACUUCGUUCAGCGAAGUACAUGGAAGUGAAUGUAUAUUCAUGUGUUUUAAACACACGUGUGUAUAAAUAUGUAAUGUUCAUACGUGUAUAUAUUUAUAUACAUAUACUUAAGGGCCUCAAGUUUGCUAUAAAAGAUCGCAAUGAGUUCAACGCGAAAGAUCUUGAUUUUGUGCCAAUGCUUCGUUUCGGCAAGGAUUUACAUUGUUGUACGCAGGAAUUACGUUCUCGUAUAUAAGACGCAAUGUUUACAAAUGUAAAGUAUUGAAUUUGUUUAGAAUUUUUCAAUUUUACGAUUAGGUGAAGUUCCGCGGAUAGCUGACAUUUUCACGCCAUAAAAAUUAGA
This is a messenger RNA of Megachile rotundata (alfalfa leafcutting bee), 3311 nucleotides long. Its product is annotated as E3 ubiquitin-protein ligase RNF19A. The record is from RefSeq and is a predicted model, not a curated record. Gene Ontology annotation, biological process: protein ubiquitination. Gene Ontology annotation, molecular function: zinc ion binding; ubiquitin-protein transferase activity. Lineage: Eukaryota; Metazoa; Arthropoda; Insecta; Hymenoptera; Megachilidae.